AUGGACCAAUACUCCUCCCGAUAUCGAAGAGAUGGCCCCUGUUCCCACUGCCGCUCUCACCUUAUUACAACGACUGUGAGUUAUCAUCAAGGGGGCCGGAAGGUGGGCGGGCGCGAUAAACCGUGCCUGGGCCAGCUGGGUCCCGAAACCGGUCGCACCAGGAGCGACCAGGAGAUGGAGGAGGCGUUUCGGGCUUCGGCCACGAUCGCGGGGAUGUUUCUAAUAGAGGCGGCGAUCAAUCUUAUUCAAUGGUUGACAUUCAUUGCUCUCCCACAAGCUCACCGCACCAGAUCUCCGUAUCCUAAGAUUGAGGGCGAGCCAGCUUCUCCCGGUAGAUGGGCCAUUGGGCAGGGCAUCGAGCGAAUAGGAUACGCCUCAGGGGCGAUCAAUUUGAUGAGCAAUGCGCAUGCCGCUUAG
This is a messenger RNA of Colletotrichum lupini, 417 nucleotides long. RefSeq lists its product as uncharacterized. The record is from RefSeq and is a predicted model, not a curated record. The transcript has 4 exons. NCBI's taxonomy places the organism in Eukaryota, Fungi, Ascomycota, Sordariomycetes, Glomerellales, Glomerellaceae. The coding region runs from base 1 to 417 and encodes 138 amino acids.